CUGUCUUGUGCUGUCUUACAAAAGUCAGGGCUGCAGUCAUCGUGAAAGCCAAAACAAUGACGUGGUCCAUUCUGCAAGUCACGUUUGAGUGCCGUACUCCUCAUCCUGAUUGCAGCUCGAGCAGCAGAAACCAGUCGCUUUCUUGUUUUCAGCGUAAGUCCACCAUUUCCCUUGUAGGAUGGGUUAUCCUGAACAAGCCUCUCAAGAGCACCUCGGCAAGCGUGAUUCGCGCAUUCUAGCUUCUUGAUGGCAUGUCCCCAACCCUGGAACAUUCUGUAUGAGCGUAGGAUGCACAGAACUAUCUAUGAAGUGUAUGUACCGCACACCAUGGACCUGCUCAGCUUCAAGGAACCCUUCCAGGAUAAUGUCUGUCUCCAUUUCAGAAGAUGACUUGUUCCAGUUGCGCGGAAACAAACAUGCUUGUCAGGCGAGUGCACAGGCAUGGCAGUACUUAUUUCGCACACCUAUGUAGAGAAGCUUGCCGGUCUCCUUGCCGAUAAUGAUGGCAACACCUGAGUUUGCAUUGUAGGAGUGCUUGUGUGAUCGCUUGCUCCAUCCUCAUCCUCCGUCUAAAUAACUGUGAUAGCUGGAACGCCUUCAUUAUAGCUCCCCAUUUCCUCUGCUAUUCUUUUCUCCUCCCGUCCUGCUUCGGCCAUUGACUCUAUUAAAUUUUGCUUCCAAAUCUCUCCGAUAUUUCUCUCAGUUGAGAUGAAGCUCUCAGCUGAAGCUCGCUUUCGUCAUGGUAGGAAUUCCCAGUACACUCACUUGCUCCUCCAGCUGAGAAUGACCAGCUGAGAAUGACCACCCCCCGUAGCCAUCUUCCCCCACACCGCAGCAAGAUUGCACUCCCACCUAAAUUCACUGGGCAAAAACUUGAUUUCCUGUAGACCUUAAUAUGGGGAUUUAUGUAGGACAUACCACUUUAGCUUUCCUUUCCAAAUCCUUUACACAAACGUAUGAUGUGUCUAUAACAUUUCAUAAAGUAUCUGAUUGUUCUUGUAUCAUACAGGAGUUAACUAUAGGAAACGUCAAGUGUCUAUGCACAUUUCAUGAAGUACAUGUAUCAUACAAAAUGAUGUGUCUAUGCACAUUUCAUGAAGUACAUGAUUGUUCUUGUAUCAUAUCAUGUAUCAUAUCACAAGAGUGACCAGAGGAAACAUCAUGUCCACAUAUUUUGAGGUACAAGUUUCCUGGUAUUAUUUUUAUGCACAAUUAUAUGCACAUAUGCAUAAUUAUGUCUGCAGUACGUAUACAAGCUUAAGUCAUUUGAUUUUAUUGAUUUUAUAAUAUUAUGUUUAACACAUGCCGGAUAUAAUUAUCAUCUUGUUCACUGUGCAAAAUAAUUAUUACAGACAAUUUUUUUUAUGAGUUAUACACGAGGGCAGACAAGAAGGACAGAUUCACAAGCACCAAAAUUGAGUUUGUCCACAAGCGAUACUGUCCUACCCACAAUUAGUUGAACUGGUAGAAAGGGAUCAUUUUCAAAUAUGUACCAUAGUGAAAUCUCUCUUGGCGACUCUUAAACCAUGAAACCGAAAACAUUACAUGUGUGAUCGGAGUGUUUCUAAUCAGCACAACAUGCUUCAUGAAGUAGUUAAUUCUAGCUGGUCGAGUGUCUUGAUUGCCAAUGUCAUCUACACAGAGCAAGUUCGGAAACCACGAGGCCAUGACUACAGACGAAUUUGAUGAUGCUCCCGAUUAUCUUUCCAUUAAAAGUUAUCUCCUUAAAUUUAUAGGUAACACUAUUUACGUUCACAUCCGCUAAAGAAACAGAAUAUAAGCGAGCAAAAAAUAUCUUCAGGCCAUCAGUUUCAGAAUUACUAAGUGUUGGUAGUUGGAUAUUUUUAAGUUGAGCCAUACCCCAGUUACACUGGCAAAGUCACUGUCGCACAAUAAACCGAUUCUUGUAACGUUUCAGACACAGAGCCAACUACUUGCCUACUAUGAGUGAAAACUGGUGCAAAUUGAGUGGUGUAUAGUAGCACAAAACUGUUCCAUAUCUCCAGCAAAACGCUUCAUGAGUUGCAAUUCGAUCGAGUUAGGCAUCUGGCCAAGUAUACCAUUGAAUCUUUCAUACGAGAAACACCGAGAAACACCAAAAUCCAUAGAAAGGACCGUAGUCUCUCGAAGAUGUGCGUGUAAAAUGCAUGUUUGGAGUAACAACGUCUUUUCCAUAGAUUCCGUGUACAGAAUUGCAUAAGGAGAGCAUCACCAAUUUGAAUAUCCAGAAGGGUUACACGUCUUCUGCAAAGUUUCCUACAGGCUAGGUUGAAGAUGUUCCUCGGCAAGAACAUCUCUGAGGGCCAACACAGAAAAGUAAAGGAUCCAAUUCUUAAACUGAUCUGCUGUGAAUGAGCUGAAACCUGACAUAAUUUUGUAUGGGAUUCGUCCCAUAUCGGAUGGAACUAUCAUUCUAUCGACUGAAUCAUAUUAUACUGUGAUUCUUCAAUGAGAUUCCUUUGCAACCAAAUAUGUUUCAGAAUGUACUUACCACUGCCAAGAAAUAUGUUGUGCAUCGGAUCAAUCACAAGCAUCCUUGAUGGAUGGAAAUAAGGGAGUUUUAACAGAAGGGUGUAUCGAUAACCGCUUUAGUGUUACAGGAAAGCAUUUUAGUUGGUGAGAUUCAUAUGUUCGAGGAAUCCAGUGAUCACGAUCAAAACCUGAGUAAUCCAUACAACCAACGGUCCCAGGAAAGGAUUUCAAACAUUUAGAACAUCCGUGGCGAGAAUUGUAAGACUUAAAUCCACACACUUUUUCGUCCAGCUGGCAAAUCACAUGACACACAAAGCAAUGCACAACGAACUUUUUGGUACCAUGAAUAGGCAACUCCUUUCCCUGCCACAUAGUCAAUUCAUUAACCAAUGGUUCUAAGAAGCUAUUAAUGUUUUCAGAUGGCUCAUGAGGGCCUGGUAUAAUGCCCACGGUGAUCAUAUUUUCACAUUUAAACCGUAAGUGUCGUGGAAGGUUCAUAAUCGUAAGAUAAAUCACCCCAACUGAAUAUUGAACAUGCUUGAAUGGCUGAAACCAAUCAACAUUCAUCAUUAAAGCUAAGUUCCAGGGCUGAGACAGAGAAGCAUGAGUUUGAAAUUCUUUCCAAAUCCUCCCAUCCAUAACAUCAGAUAAAUCAGUUCCAGUUUUUGAUCGCCAUUGUUCACACUGAAUAAAAGUUGGGCCGCAGCAAGAAAGCUUGUAGUUGGACUUCAAGACUAAGGUAGCAGUAACUCAUGAAAGGGUACAACAUUGUCUUCCCACUGGCAACUUUCAAAAGCAAAGCACUACAGGGCAACCGCCUUUGUCUGUGUGGAUGAUGAGGAAAUGCGAUAAAGGGGCAUGGUUUACUUAUUUUCCGUGUACACAAUCGUCAAAAAAGUAGAUAUGAUGGCACUUUUUGCAAACUACAUACCGUUUGAAACGGAAGUGUGGAGACUUGUAAAAGGAGGAAGGAAGUAAGCUUGCCAUGCCCAAAAUACCAAAAAGACCAAAAAGGAAUAGUAAAAGUUGUUGUGAGAGAAAGAUAGUAUAUAAAACUGCAAAUAUAACGAAGAACGAAUGAUCUGGAUGAAUCGCUGGAAUUGGUGGUAUCCGGUUCGCCCAGAGUAGGCUCAGUAUCGAUCAACUCAAAGUCAGUUUCUGCUUCAUCCGGUUCUGUGGUCCAUAUCUCUUCCAUAUCUGUAUUAGAAAAGGUUCAAAGUAGGCCUACAAUCAAUAAUAGCACAAAACAAAAUACCAAUGCUAUUGAAGGACACCAACUGAGUCUCACCUUCAUCAUCACCACUUUCACAAACGCUCCAAUCGUCUAUUAUGGGGAAAACAAUUAGAUCUACACCGUAAUUUAAUCUAUCAGAAGACAGGCAAGGUGAUCCUAACGGUUGAUCAUCACUUGAGAUAGUGAUGCAUGGCCAAGGGAGGCAGGGGCAGGGGGAGAUUCAGAUCGUUCAUCGCUACUACCUUGAGAUGAUUCAUUUGUAGAUCUGAGGCGUACGGACCAAUUUCUACUGGAGGAGUUUAUGAGCUUUAUAUGUCUUAAUCGACACUGAUCUGUCACAAUGUAAGCAAUGUAACAAUGUAAGCAAUGUAAGCAAUGCCUUCUGUUUACUCUAACAAUGCGUCUUUAAAUAACGCAUGACGUUGACAGCUAGAGCACAUGGCAGUUCCUAGAUUCUUGUUGAGCUAGCUAGCUUCUCGAUCUAAGUACGGACUCAAUAGACUAGAAUCUAGGCGGCAGGUGACUUGAAAAGAAAGGUUGUUGUUCUGUGGAAAUAAUGGCAGGAUCGGGAACUGAACUCUUUUCUAGUGAUGAUGAGGUUCUACAAACUUCCUGCAGCAGUUACUCUGAGCCUGGUUCAGAAGAUGAUCGGUCAAAUACACAAUUCAAAAACCUUGAUAUGGCUGAUCUCUUUAAAGCAAAAAGACAGAGCCCGGUUACACCCUGUAGGCAAGGUUUACAGGGCAGUAUGUCUGACUCUCGAGUCACUAAAAGCAAAAAAUCUAACACUAAGGAGAACACUUCUGCUCCUGUCACUCCGUCACUUCGUAGACGCAGAACUCUCUUGCCUUAUUCACGUGGGAGCAAGAAUUGUGACUCGCAUACAAAUGUUUCCGGAGGUUCAGAGGUGGCAGCAGCACUCAAAGAAAUGUCUAACAAGCUUGGGGAAUUAAUCCAACGUGUUGAACGAACUGAAAUAGAGCUGAAGUCACUAAUUCUCUAAAGAAUUAUGCGUCCAGCUCUGGUGAUACGACCAGCACUCCAAAAUCUAAAAAGAAAACUGUUCCUCUCGUUGUUAGGGCUGAAACUCGGAAGGUCUACCAAACUAUGAUUGAAGAUGAUGAAAAUUUCGAUGGUUUCAACAUUGAACCCCCGUCAACCUUCAAAGAUUCUGAAAAUGUAGCUGUGGUAAAAAGGUUGAUACAAGAGAUACAUUGAUACAAGAGAUACACUCUCUUAAUCCAUCUUUCCAAAGUCAUAACAUACGGAGUGCCACGUAUACAUACUACAAAACUCUCCGCCAG
This is a messenger RNA of Halichondria panicea, 5010 nucleotides long. RefSeq lists its product as uncharacterized. The transcript has 6 exons. NCBI's taxonomy places the organism in Eukaryota, Metazoa, Porifera, Demospongiae, Suberitida, Halichondriidae. The coding region runs from base 4263 to 4709 and encodes 148 amino acids. The record is from RefSeq and is a predicted model, not a curated record.